This is a messenger RNA of Scheffersomyces coipomensis, 1935 nucleotides long. RefSeq names its product lysophospholipase (gene PLB3). Gene Ontology annotation, biological process: glycerophospholipid catabolic process. The record is from RefSeq and is a predicted model, not a curated record. Gene Ontology annotation, cellular component: plasma membrane; extracellular region; intracellular membrane-bounded organelle. The transcript has a single exon. NCBI's taxonomy places the organism in Eukaryota, Fungi, Ascomycota, Pichiomycetes, Serinales, Debaryomycetaceae. Gene Ontology annotation, molecular function: A2-type glycerophospholipase activity. The coding region runs from base 1 to 1935 and encodes 644 amino acids.
AUGUUCAUUCAUCCUACAUAUUUAUUAAUAUCAUUAUUAUCAUACUUAUCACUAGGUUUAGCUUGGUCCCCUACUGAUUCAUAUGCACCAGGUGAAAUAGAAUGUCCCCUGGAUGGUCAAUUAACUAGAAUUGCUGAUAGUUUAUCGAAUUCAGAAUUAGAAUGGUUACAAGGCCGUGAUAAAGUUACCAGAGAGAAUUUAAUUGCCUUUUUAAAACAAGCCAAUAUGACUGAUUUUGAUCCGGAAGAUUAUAUCACCAAUCAAAUCACAAAUGAAACCAUCAGAAUCGGUAUCUCAUUUUCAGGGGGUGGUUAUAGAGCCAUGUUAAGUGGUGCCGGUCAAUUAGCUGCUUUGGAUAAUAGAACUACAAACGCUUCCAUAGCUGGUUUAGGUGGUUUAUUACAAGCUUCUACUUAUUUAGUUGGUUUAUCGGGUGGUAAUUGGUUAGUUGGUACUAUUGCCAUGAAUAAUUUCACUGAUGUUGAAACUAUUUUAAAAGAAGGAGUUCUUUGGGAUUUAACGGAUUCUAUUAUUGAUUUCGGUGGUAUAAAUCUUAUUAAGACUUAUGAUUAUUAUGAUGGUAUUAAUGAUGAUUUAGAUGCUAAAGCAGAUGCCGGAUAUCAAUUAUCCAUCACAGAUCUUUGGGGAAGAGCUUUAAGUCAUCAAUUCUUUGCUGGUUUAAAUGAUACUGGUGCUGCAUUGACUUGGUCAACUUUACAAGAAGCUGAUGUAUUUCAAAAUUUCGAAAUGCCAUUCCCAAUCGUAGUAACUGAUGGUAGAACUCCUGAUAGUGUGAUUGUUAAUGGUAAUUCAACUAUUUUCGAAGUUAAUCCUUUUGAAUUAGGAACUUGGGAUCCAACUUUAUAUCAAUUCACUCAAGUUAAAUAUUUAGGAACAAAUACCACUAAUGGUACAUCAGUUAAUGGAACUUGUAUUGGUGGUUUUGAUAAUACAGGUUUCAUAAUGGGAACUUCUUCAUCAUUAUUUAAUCAAUUCAUCUUACAAAUUAAUACUACCUCCUUAUCAUCGACCAUUCAAUCGAUUGUAACUGAUAUUUUACAAAGAUUCAGUAAUCAUGAAGAUGACAUUGCUAUUUAUAAACCAAAUCCAUUUUUUGAAACUGAAAUUGGAACUCCAUCCAUUCUUGAUAAUCAAACUUUAUUCUUAUGUGAUGGUGGAGAAGAUUUACAAAAUAUUCCAUUCCAACCAUUACUUCAUACUGAUAGAGAAGUUGAUGUUAUUUUUGCCUUUGAUAAUUCAGCUGAUACCAAUUUAUCAUGGCCCGCUGGUAUUUCCAUCGUUGCAACUUAUGAAAGACAAUUCUUACCUAUUGGUAAUGGUACUUUAUUCCCUUAUGUUCCUGAUAGUGAAAGUUUAUUGAAUUUGAAUUUAACUGCUAAACCAACGUUUUUCGGUUGUGAUGCCACUAAUUUAACUGGUUUGUUAAAUUCAAGUGUUGCUACUUCAAAGGGAAAUAUUUAUGACACUCCUCUUGUGGUUUAUACUGCUAAUAGACCAUUUUCAUUCUGGUCUAAUGAAUCUACUUUCAAAUUAAGUUAUGAAGAUUGGGAAAGAGAUGGAAUGAUUCAAAAUGGGUUUGAAGUUGCUUCAAGAUUGAAUAAUUCAUUAGAUGCAGAAUGGCCUGCAUGUGUUGGAUGUGCCAUUAUCAGAAGAAGUCAAGAAAGAUUAGGUAUCGAACAAUCAGAACAAUGUCAACAAUGUUUUGAAAGAUAUUGUUGGAAUGGAGAUCUUAGUGAUUCAGUCACUCCACCAGUAAAUUUCACUGAAACUGGUUUAACUGAUGGACCUGAAGAAAAUGGUAAUAGGACCAUUAGUGCUGGAUUCUCAUUAUGGCAAGGAGAUUCGAAAUAUACCAUUAUGAAGACUAUUGGAUAUGGUAUUUUGGCUUGUGUGAUACUUUCCUUCGCCGUUUGA